Molecule: messenger RNA, 1751 nt
Organism: Manacus vitellinus (golden-collared manakin)
Lineage: Eukaryota; Metazoa; Chordata; Aves; Passeriformes; Pipridae
Gene: RNH1
Product: ribonuclease/angiogenin inhibitor 1
Exons: 11
Coding region: 16-1512 (498 amino acids)
Biological process (GO): regulation of inflammatory response
Cellular component (GO): cytoplasm
Molecular function (GO): protein binding
Source: RefSeq, a predicted model, not a curated record
UGCGUGCAUGCACGCAUGCGAGUCAGGGCACCAUGUGUACGACAGCAGAGGUUGCGUGGUAACGGCAGCAGGGAGGCGCCAGCUCUGCCUUCCUCGCUCCCCGGACGGCACCGAGAGCAAGGUCUUAUCUCAACUGUCAAAAUGGAACUUGACAUCCAGUGUGAGGAGAUGAGCCCAUCCAGAUGGGCUGAACUUCUGACUACAAUGAAAUCCUGCAAAACCAUCAGGUUGGAUGACUGCAAUCUCUCCAGCAGUAACUGUGAGGAUCUCUCUUCCAUCAUCAAUACAAAUCCAUCCCUCACAGAGCUGAAGCUGAACAACAAUGAACUGGGAGAUGCAGGUGUUGAAUACCUGUGUAAAGGGUUGCUGAUGCCAAGCUGUAGCCUACAGAAGUUAUGGCUGCAAAACUGCAAUCUGACAAGUGCCAGCUGUGAGACCCUGCGGUCUGUCCUCAGUGCACAGCCAUCCCUGACAGAGCUGCACGUGGGUGACAACAGGCUGGGAACUGCUGGAGUGAAGGUGCUGUGUCAAGGGAUGAUGAACCCCAGCUGUAAGCUGCAGAAGCUGCAGCUGGAAUAUUGUGAACUCACAGCUGAUAUUGUGGAAGCUCUCAAUGCUGCUCUGCAAAGCAAGCCCACCCUGAAGGAACUCAGCCUGAGCAACAACACUCUGGGAGAUACAGCUGUAAAGCAGCUGUGCCGGGGACUGGUGGAGGCAAGCUGCAACCUAGAGUUACUACACCUGGAGAACUGUGGCAUAACCAGCGACAGCUGUCGGGAUAUUAGCAUUGUUCUCAGUAACAAGUCAUCACUGAUGGAUCUCUCUGUGGGGGAUAACAAGAUCGGGGACUCCGGACUGGCUCUGCUUUGCCAAGGACUGAUGCAUCCUAACUGCAAAAUCCAGAAGCUGUGGUUAUGGGACUGUGAUCUCACAAGUGCUAGCUGUAAAGAUCUCUCCAGACUCAUCAGUACAAAAGAGACCCUCACAGAGAUCAGUCUAAUAGACAAUAACCUGAGAGACUCAGGGAUGGAAAUGCUGUGUCAGGCGCUCAAGGAUCCCAAAUCUAAACUUCAGGAGCUAUGGGUUAGGGAGUGCGGGCUCACGACUGCUUGCUGCAAGGUUGUCAGCUCUGCUCUCAGCACCAACAAGCACUUGAAAGUACUGCACAUGGGUGAGAACAAGUUGGGAGAUGCAGGUGUUGAACUCCUCUGUGAAGGGCUGCUGCACCCCAACUGCAACAUCCAGUCCUUAUGGCUGGGUAACUGUGAUCUGACGGCAGCCUGCUGUGCCACCCUCUCCACCGUCAUGACCACCAAGCAGUGCCUUACCGAGCUGGACCUGAGCUACAACCCUCUGGAAGACGAAGGCAUCAGGAAGAUCUGUGAAGCCUUGAGGAAUCCCAGCUGCAACGUGCAGCAGUUAAUUUUGUAUGACAUCUUGUGGAGUGCUGAAGUGGAUGAUGAACUGAGAGCCUUGGAAGACUCCAAGCCUGAAGUGAAGAUCAUUUCAUGAGUGGUGACUGCCUGCAAAACAACGUCAAAGCAACAUCCUCUCCUUAUUUUGAACUUUCCAUACGUGAAGCUAAUUAACUUAAUAGAGAAUUUUCUUGUACCGAAACCAUUUUUGGAUUCCCUGAGUGGGUGUCUGGGGAGCUGAUUGAUCUCCUGUGCAUCUCUGGAUGUACUAACUCUGAGGCUCAUGAAAGCUGCAGCAUCACUAUCCUUGAAAUAAACAAUUACUGUCUUAUAGAA